Messenger RNA from Chroicocephalus ridibundus (black-headed gull), 4421 nucleotides. RefSeq names its product c-Maf inducing protein (gene CMIP). The coding region runs from base 107 to 2428 and encodes 773 amino acids. Lineage: Eukaryota; Metazoa; Chordata; Aves; Charadriiformes; Laridae. Gene Ontology annotation, cellular component: cytosol; nucleoplasm. The record is from RefSeq and is a predicted model, not a curated record. The transcript is spliced from 21 exons.
UUUUAUUAUUAUUUUUUUUUUUUAUUUGGUCUACCCGUCUCUACCGCCCUCCCCCGUAGAGACCGGUCUCCCCGGGCGGCCAACCCCCCGGACCCGCGGGGCUGCCAUGGAUCGCACCGGCGGCUCCGGCGGGGGCAGCGACCGCCGGCAGACGGAGGAGAGCAAGCCGCUGCUGGGCGGCGAGAUGUCCGCUCCCGAGGGGAAUAAAAUGGGUGCCGCGCCGUGCCGGAGAGCCCUGCUCCACUGCAACGGCAUGAGGUACAAGCUGCUGCAGGAGGGGGACAUCCAGGUGUGUGUCAUCCGGCACCCCCGGACGUUUCUCAGCAAGAUCCUCACCUCCAAGUUCCUGCGGCGCUGGGAGCCCCACCACUUGACCCUGGCGGACAACAGCCUCGCCUCGGCCACGCCAACUGGGUACAUGGAAAACUCCAUUUCCUACAGUGCUAUUGAAGAUGUUCAACUGCUCUCCUGGGAGAAUGCCCCCAAGUACUGUUUACAGCUCACAAUCCCAGGGGGUACUGUCUUACUGCAGGCUGCAAACAGUUACCUGAGGGAUCAGUGGUUCCAUUCUUUGCAGUGGAAGAAAAAGAUUUACAAGUACAAGAAGGUGCUCAGUAACCCCAGCCGCUGGGAGGUGGUGUUGAAGGAGAUCAGGACGCUGGUGGACAUGGCGCUGACGUCUCCGCUUCAGGAUGACUCUAUUCACCAAGCACCACUGGAGAUUGUCUCAAAACUGCUCUCAGAGAACAACAACUUAACCACUCAAGACCACGAGAGCAUUAUUGUGGCAAUUGCACCUUUGCUGGAAAACAACCAUCCUCCUCCUGACCUCUGUGAAUUCUUCUGCAAGCACUGCCGAGAGCGCCCACGGUCCAUGGUUGUGAUAGAAGUGUUCACACCGGUGGUACAGAGGAUUCUCAAACACAACAUGGAUUUUGGGAAGUGCCCUCGGUUGCGGCUGUUUACUCAGGAGUAUAUUCUGGCUUUGAAUGAGCUGAAUGCCGGAAUGGAGGUGGUGAAGAAGUUUAUUCAUAGCAUGCAUGGUCCAACUGGACAAUGCCCCCAUCCCAGGGUCCUGCCAAAUCUUGUAGCUGUCUGCUUAGCAGCCAUUUAUUCGUGUUACGAGGAAUUUAUCAACAGUCGAGACAAUUCACCAAGCCUGAAGGAAAUUCGGAAUGGUUGCCAACAGCAGUGUGACCGAAAGCCUAAUCUCCCCCUCCGCCUUCUUCACACAAGUCCUGACCUGGUCUCUCAAGAGGCCACCUUGACUGAAUCCCGUCACAAGCCAGUUAUUGUCACUUCUAAUGAGAUCCACGUCGAAGUGGAGCGCAACAACACAGCUAAUCAGAAGAUGACAGCCAACGUGGGCAAUGGCAGCGAGCCCAACCUGAUUGACUGCUUGAUGGUCAGUCCUACCUGCAGCACCAUGAGCAUUGAGCUGAGCGCCCAGGCAGACAGGAUCCUUGGCUGUUAUGUUGAAAUACUCAAGAUGCUGUCAGACUAUGAUGACUGGAGACCAGCACUGGCCAGCUUGCUUCAGCCUAUCCCAUUUCCCAAGGAGGCUCUUGCACAUGAGAAAUUCACAAAGGAGCUGAAAUACGUGAUUCAGAGAUUUGCAGAAGACCCGAGGCAAGAAGUCCACUCAUGUUUGCUGAGUGUGCGGGCUGGCAAAGACGGCUGGUUCCAGCUCUACAGCCCUGGAGGAGUGGCAUGUGAUGACGAUGGAGAGCUGUUUGCCAGUAUGGUUCAUAUUUUAAUGGGAUCCUGCUAUAAAACAAAGAAGUUCCUGCUUUCGCUGGCUGAAAAUAAAUUAGGACCUUGCAUGCUACUGGCUUUGAGGGGUAACCAGACGAUGGUAGAGAUUUUGUGUUUGAUGCUGGAAUACAACAUCAUCGACAACAACGACACCCAGCUCCAGAUCAUCUCUACCCUGGAAAGCACGGACGUGGGAAAGAGAAUGUAUGAACAGCUGUGUGACAGGCAGAGGGAGUUAAAAGAGCUGCAAAGAAAAGGUGGUCCCACAAGGUUAACACUGCCAUCCAAAUCCACAGAUGCGGACCUGGCCCGCUUGCUAAGCUCGGGAUCUUUUGGAAAUUUGGAAAACCUCAGCCUGGCCUUUACCAAUGUGACAAGUGCUUGUGCUGAGCACCUCAUUAAACUGCCUUCACUCAAGCAGCUGAACCUGUGGUCAACUCAGUUCGGAGACGCAGGGCUGCGGCUUCUGUCCGAACACCUCACCAUGCUGCAAGUGCUCAACCUCUGUGAGACGCCCGUCACGGAUGCUGGGCUGCUGGCACUUAGUUCCAUGAAGAGCCUGUGUAGUUUAAAUAUGAACAGCACCAAACUUUCAGCAGAUACCUACGAAGAUCUCAAGGCUAAACUGCCCAAUCUGAAAGAAGUGGACGUCCGCUACACCGAAGCGUGGUGAACUCUCCCUACCGCCGACUCUUCUCUUUUGCUUCUCACCAGAAGAAGGAAAAGAUUUUUAAAACAAACAGAGAAAAAAAAAAAAAAAACAAAAAACCAAACCCAAACCGGAAAAUAACUUUUGGCUAAUACCUGUAGAGCAUUGAGUCCUGGGACUUGGUGGUAGGAGUCGUGGUCGUGGGGUAGAGGAGUGGCGUUGUGUGUGUCGGGGGGGGACGGGGCAAGCCUGGACCCGGCCGGAUUCUUUCAGCUUUGUGAUUUCAGAAUCAACAUAAUUUAAAUUGAAAAGGAUAAAAAAAAAAAAAAAAAAAGACAAAAAAAAAAAAGAAGACUUUGUAGCAGCAAGAGGAUUAUAAAGAGGAAAAAAAAAAACCAACCUUGGUGGAUUUUAUUUGCCUUUGUGUUUUAUGCUGUGUGGAGAAAAAAAAAAAAAUAUUCAUCAUUAUUUACCUGGGUUUCCUUGGCUGGCAGCCGUCCAGUCAGAACUCCUCUUUCAUCAGUUUUGCUCCAGAAAAUCAAACUUUCAAAAAUCUCAAGAGAAGAAAACCAAAACCAAUAUGAUUUUCACCUCCCCCCCACCCCCGUGUUCUUGCAGUUGUUAUGCAAAGUAAUUUUGUUGUACAUAAGAUUUACAUAAUGCACCUAUUUAAGAAAAUGGUUCACAAAUAACAGGUCUGGGACCUGUCUUUUAUUUAUGAAUUGUUAAUUCUUUUACCCUUUCUUUGCGUAUAGUACUGUAUAAACUAGUUCGCUGUCUUGUUAUUAUUAUUUUUUUUUUAAAGGAAACGUCCUCCUUGAAGAAUUGCCUUUUAGUAAUGCAUACUGUAUUAUACUCCCUCUCUGCCACAACGUUCAUCGCCGUUGUCUUUUUGAUUUCAAAAUGCCUCAAACAUUAUCAAAUAGGAAGGAAAAAUAUCUAUCAAAGGGGGGGAAGGUUGUUGGGGGAGGGGCUGCAGGGAUUAAUAAAAAUCACAUUUCCUUCCAAAGUCUGAAAACUUUCUUUAGUCUUUUAAACCGUGUCAGGUUUAAAGAGGGGAGAUGGGGAAAAGACAUCAGUUCUUUUGCCGAUGGGGUGUUCGCAAAACUCUGUGGAUUUUACAAGUUGCCUCAGUUGUUUUCUGUUUACGUCCGAUAUUUCAAAAAGAGGAAAAAAAAGCUCUCCCUCCAUUUUGUGCAUCAGCUUUUUCUCUUUUUCCUUUUUUUUUUUUUUUUCUCCCCCCUCCUCCGCCCUCCCUGCCCCCCCUCCCUCCCCCUUACCUGUUCUGUGCACGCAUUGUUCUGCAUGUUCCUCUGGGGAGACGGAAAAAAUAGCGUUGUUGCUGAUCCGAUAGCUCUGACCUGUCUGUAAAUGUGACUGCUACCUUUUUUCAAAUUCCACAAUUGCUUAGAAGAUGAUUUUUUUAAAAAUUGUGGUUUCUUUUAUAACUAUGCUGUUGACUUUUUUUUUUUCAUAAUGAGCCUUCAUUGUACAGAGCUGCUUAUUUAAAAAAAACAAACAAAAAAAAAAAACAAAAAGAAGUUUUUCCUCUGUUUAACACCUUUAUUUUAUUCUUCAGCACCUCAAGGUUUCACAUACAGCCAAUGUAAUUUUUUAUAUAUAAAUAUAUAUAUAUUUAAUCUUAUUCAAUGGAAGCCAAGCUUUUGUUUUUGGUUUUUUUUUGGGUUUUGUUUUUUUUAAACUUUGUUGCUACGUAGACGACCCUUACCCCAAUCAUGUUCUUUUUUUUUUUUUCUUUUUUUUUUUUUUUUUUUUAAAUAAAUGAAACAGAAAUUGAGUCUUAACUUAUGUAGUGUGCCAGGUUUCUUUUCCCCCUUCAAAUCCCAAACUGUAUGCGGAUGCAGUAUGGGAAGAAAGAAGAGGAAAAAAAAAAAAAAAGAAGAAAAAUUACGCCAACAUUUUCCUUAGCACUGUUGCUUUUACCAAUGGUUUACUACUACUGUUCUGUAGCUGUGUACAAAGAGAUGUGAAAUAAUUUCAGGCGAAAAUAAACUGU